AUGUCUGCGAAGGCCAUAAGCGAGCUUUCGGGCAAGGAGUUACUCUAUCGGUACCUCGAAUCGAGUGGUUUAAUUGACGCACCGACAGCUCUUCGCCUUUCUGCAGGCGACAGUUUCGAUGCAGCUGUGAAAAGAGUGGCAUGGUUGAGCGGAGCACAGAAAGCAGUUAUCAAACCCGACCAGUUGAUAAAGCGACGUGGAAAGCAUGGGUUAGUUAAGUGUGGAUCAAUGAACGAAAUCAAGAAAUGGUUCCAAGAGAAGGCCGGAACAACAGUGCAGGUUGGAAAAACAAGUGGCCGGCUUCACACGUUCAUCGUAGAGCCGUUCUGUGAACACACUGAUGCAGACGAGCUGUACGUCGCAAUUUUCAGCCAGCGGCACCAUGAUGUUAUUAUGUUUUACGAGCACGGCGGUGUAGACAUUGGGGAUGUCGACAAAAAAGCUCGAUCAAUACACGUAGCUGUGUCUCUUGAUGAAAAUGAAAUGAUGCCUACGGAUGCCCAACUCUCUCAUCUUGUUGGCGACCUUGGUGUUAGGACAUCCAUUGUGAAAACGUUUGUUUCAUUGCUUUAUUCUGCCUACAAAUCACUUCACUUCACUUAUCUAGAGAUCAACCCUCUUGUUGUGGAAGGUGACAAGGUGUACAUUCUUGAUCUUGCUGCUAAGCUUGACGAGACUGCGAACUUUUUGUGCUCCGAAAAGUGGAAGACACGAUCUGGAUCAGCGGUGGAGUUCCCGGCUCCUUUCGGACGCGACCUCACUAAGGAGGAAGAAUACAUUGCGGACUUAGACUCAAAGACUGGAGCAUCGUUGAAGCUAACAAUUUUGAAUAGGAAGGGACGGAUAUGGACAGUGGUAGCUGGAGGCGGAGCUUCUGUAGUUUUCACAGAUACCGUUUGUGACCUUGGCGGAGCAAGUGAAUUGGCUAACUAUGGAGAAUAUUCUGGAGAUCCUUCAGAGACACAAACUUUUGAAUAUGCAAAAACUCUGCUAUCAGUAAUGACUGAAGGACCACCACAUCCACAAGGAAAAGUACUUAUCAUUGGAGGAUCUAUUGCGAACUUUACCAACGUUGCGAAGACUUUUGGAGGUAUAGUCCGAGCUUUUGAAGUGUUCCUUGAACGCUUACAUGAGCAUAAGGUAACCAUCUACGUCCGUCGGGGUGGCCCUAAUUAUCAGGAAGGUCUUAGAAAGAUUAAGGAAGCUGCGCAAAAGCUCGACCUACCGAUUCAUGUGUUUGGGCCGGAAACACAUAUGACCUCAAUUGUUGGACCUGCUCUCGGUAUAAGCGAAUUACCUGCUGUUCCGCAUGUCCCUCAGACAACUGGACAGUUCCUGCUUAGUCCAGAAAGGAACACGGCUGGAGGAAUUCGUACCGAAAUUGACCCAGCCGCAGGCGAUGCUGCUGAUCACGUGAACCAUGAUAAUGAGGUACAUGAGAAUUAUGACAGUUUAUUUGAGAAAAACACCAAGGCGAUUGUGUGGGGACAACAACAAAAGGCUAUUCAAGGAAUGCUUGAUUUUGAUUACGUUUGUCGACGUGCGGAGCCUUCGGUAGUGGCAUCAACGUAUCCGUUCACUGGUGACAACAAGCAAAAGUACUACUUUGGGCAUCGUGAAAUACUUAUCCCUGCGUAUAAGUCUAUGGCGAAAGCGUUUGCGACACAUCCAGAAGCUACUGUCAUGGUUACUUUCGCUUCUCUUCGUUCCGUCUAUGAAACAGUGUUGGAAGCUCUUCAAUUCCCACAAAUUCGUGUCAUUGCAAUAAUUGCCGAGGGCGUUCCUGAAAAUCAGACUAGGAAAUUGAUCAAGGUGGCUGGAGAAAAAGGAGUUACUCUGAUAGGUCCAGCUACUGUUGGAGGAAUUAAACCAGGGUGCUUCAAGAUUGGUAACACGGGAGGAAUGAUGGACAACAUACUGGCAUCAAAACUGUAUCGUCCAGGAAGCGUUGCCUACGUUUCACGCAGUGGUGGAUUGUCUAAUGAGUUGAACAACAUCAUUGGAGCAAACUCUGAUGGAGUGUUCGAAGGAAUUGCGAUUGGUGGUGAUCGUUAUCCGGGAUCAACUUACACAGAUCAUAUACUUCGCUACGAAAAGGAUGACAGAGUGAAGAUGAUCGUGCUGCUAGGAGAAGUUGGAGGAGUCGAAGAGUACAAGAUUGUAGAUGCUCUGAAGAAUGGGACAAUCACUAAGCCACUUGUCGCGUGGUGCAUAGGAACGUGUGCUGAUCAAAUUUCUUCUGAGGUGCAAUUCGGCCACGCGGGUGCGUCCGCGAACGCCCAAGGUGAAACCGCCGUUGCAAAAAAUGCAGCAUUGAAAGCUGCAGGUGCUCUUGUGCCUAAGUCAUUUGAUGAUCUAGGAAAACUAAUAAAGACCACAUUCGACGGCUUAGUCGCCAAAGGCAUUGUAACACUGCAAAAGGAAUUACCUCCUCCAGCUGUUCCUAUGGAUUACGCGUGGGCGAGGGAGCUCGGGCUUAUUCGGAAGCCGGCAUCAUUCAUGACAUCGAUUUGCGAUGAAAGAGGAGAAGAAUUGAACUAUGCAGGAGUUCCUAUUACCAAAGUUCUUCAACAGGACAUUGGAAUUGGAGGAGUGUUGGGGUUAUUGUGGUUCCAAAAGCGCCUACCUGCGUAUGCCAACAAAUUCAUUGAAAUUUGUCUGAUGCUUACUGCUGAUCACGGUCCUGCGGUAUCCGGAGCACACAACACCAUUGUAUGCGCAAGAGCCGGCAAAGAUCUUAUCUCUUCUCUCGUUUCUGGUCUGUUAACAAUCGGAGAUCGUUUUGGGGGUGCUCUGGAUGGUGCGGCGCGUCAAUUUUCUGAGGCAGUUGACAAAGGAUGGAGUCCCAUGCAAUUUGUGAAUGAGAUGCGAAAGCAAGGAAAACAUAUCAUGGGAAUAGGACAUCGUGUGAAAUCGAUCAAUAAUCCGGACAAACGAGUCGAGAUCCUCAAAGGUUUCGCAUUGGAUCGCAACCAGUUCAAGCAAGAUACACCUCUGCUCGACUAUGCUUUACAAGUAGAAAAGAUCACAACUGCCAAGAAACCAAAUCUGAUUCUAAAUGUCGACGGCGCAAUCGGAAUUAUUUUUGUUGAUAUUUUGCGUCAGUCCGGCAUGUUCACGCCUGCAGAAGCUCAGGAGACUAUCGAGAUUGGCGCCCUCAAUGGAUUAUUUGUCCUUGGCCGCAGUCUUGGAUUUAUUGGUCACUAUCUCGAUCAACGUCGCCUGAAGCAGGGAUUAUAUCGUCACCCAUGGGAUGAUAUUUCUUAUAUUAUGCCUGAGCGAGACUUGUGA
Necator americanus (New World hookworm) is the source of this 3291-nucleotide messenger RNA. RefSeq lists its product as uncharacterized. Gene Ontology annotation, molecular function: ATP citrate synthase activity. Lineage: Eukaryota; Metazoa; Nematoda; Chromadorea; Rhabditida; Ancylostomatidae. The transcript has 26 exons. The record is from RefSeq and is a predicted model, not a curated record. Gene Ontology annotation, biological process: fatty acid biosynthetic process; tricarboxylic acid cycle; citrate metabolic process. Gene Ontology annotation, cellular component: cytosol. Bases 1 to 3291 code for a protein of 1096 amino acids.